Messenger RNA from Tigriopus californicus, 1625 nucleotides. Its product is annotated as gastrula zinc finger protein XlCGF62.1-like. The record is from RefSeq and is a predicted model, not a curated record. The transcript has a single exon. Lineage: Eukaryota; Metazoa; Arthropoda; Copepoda; Harpacticoida; Harpacticidae. Gene Ontology annotation, molecular function: RNA polymerase II cis-regulatory region sequence-specific DNA binding; DNA-binding transcription factor activity, RNA polymerase II-specific. Gene Ontology annotation, biological process: regulation of DNA-templated transcription. The coding region runs from base 68 to 709 and encodes 213 amino acids.
CAAGCGCUUCGAGACGUACAACAGCUUGAUCAAGCACAAAACUCGCAUUCAUUCUUUGGAGAAACCCAUGAAAAAGGCCUGUGAGAAGUGCGGCAAGGUCUAUCUGGACCCGAAGGCUCUAAAGCAGCACGUGAAACAAGUCCAUGAACGGUCAGAGCAACUUCAUUGCAACCAAUGCGAAAUGAUCCUGAGUUCGAAGUACGCGUUAAAUCGACACGUCAAAGAAGUACACCAUCGUCAGCAAGAGCACAUUUGCCCCAAAUGUCAUAAACAUUUUACCCAACAAUCCAAUCUCAAGCAACACAUGCUCAUUCAUUGGGGAGUGAAACCGUUCCACUGCCGUCACGAACUCUGCAAAUCGGCCUUCACCACCAAGCAAUGUCUUCAAGUCCACUAUCGGAAGGUGCACCACUACACUGAUGAAAACAUGCCAGAGAUCAAGCGCCAGAAAACGUUCUUGCCCAAUGACUGCCUGGGAUUUAGAUCCAAGAGAACGGCCAGUUCCAUGGAAGAACCUAUAUUGAGUGGACAUGAGACGUCAACUGACUCGCUGUCAUCUAUUGCAAGUUUACCCACUCAAUCGGUCUCUUCCAAGUGUGACCACAUGAAUGGGGUUGGUGUUGCUCCAAGUGCAGUGGGAAUGUAUUCCUCUACGCCUAGUUCAAGUUAUUACCAUGGCUAUGGUACUGUCAAGAACCACAUGCUCUAAAUUCCUAGACUAGUUGCUCCACAUUUCUUUCAAGUUGUUGCUGUACAAUCCUAGCCUCAGAUUACCUUAUCUUCCUUGAACGCUUGCCCCCCACCAACAAUGGAUCAUCUACCAGACUCUUCUCCAUACUAGCAACGGAACCAGAGUCGUUGAUCAAGUCCUCGGCCUCACAAAACUCGUUUUGUCCGAUUGAUAUGAAAUGCUUUUCAAACAGUAACAUAAUCUAAAUGCUGAAAUCCUAAAACUUCACAGUACCACGAUUUCCCGUUACCUUGAUCGAAAACUUGAAACCAGUUCUCGGUUGAUGAUGACAAAUGAAAUACCUAAGCACGUAAUAAGCAAAGUGCCAAAAGAUCCUCCGCAAUCUCCUCAAUAGUUGGCAUUGAAAAGAAUCAAAAUUCAUUCCCCAAAACCACGCACCGAUCUACGUAAAAACUUAGUCCAGCAGAAAUUGUAUACAAUAAGCUACGCCUUGUAAUUCCUUGAAUGUACAGUAGACUGGCACACGAAUUGUAGAACCGAAUAGUUUCCAAUUCCAUUCGUAUUCUUCAUGGCUAGUUAUACUAGUAUGAUUAACGUAUUUAACUUCAAAAGCUUUACCUGAUUCUGUUCAUUCAUUUUGAACGACAUUUUCUCCACUCGCCGAUAUUAUUGUUUUCUUUUCUUCCACCAUCUACCCUCAAAAAAUAUUCUUGCGCCAAUGUCAUUCAAGCUUUUCCGAAUAAUCUUGAAACCAGGAAUCCCAAUGUUUUUUCUUCCUUUAGCCUCAUAUGAUUAACUCUUUAUCUAAGAAGUCUUGUCAACUAUUGUCAAUUUGAUGUAUCCACUUUGUCUUAGUCAGGUUGCUAUAAUUAUUUACAACUGUUGCUCAAAUGUUCAAAUUACGAAAGAGAAAUAAAUCUUUCUUCCUAUUUUA